This is a messenger RNA of Ochlerotatus camptorhynchus, 2207 nucleotides long. RefSeq lists its product as uncharacterized. The record is from RefSeq and is a predicted model, not a curated record. The transcript has 2 exons. NCBI's taxonomy places the organism in Eukaryota, Metazoa, Arthropoda, Insecta, Diptera, Culicidae. The coding region runs from base 79 to 2154 and encodes 691 amino acids.
GUUUCGCUACUCGUGUUCAAAACGCACCCUCUCUUUGGGUUGUUCGAUGCGUUGAGCCCAUCAGCGUAAGGCAUCAACAUGUUCCCACAGCUUCUACUUCUGUGCCUGUACCUUAAAUUCAGCUCGGCAGCUUACUAUUCCGUUCAAUCACCAUAUACCAAUGCACCAGGCAUAAACUAUGCUGGUGGACAAAGUCACUAUCAGACGGGAUACUUAGCGGGUCCAGCAAGAUAUUCAGGCUCUGUACAGCCCGUCGUCAACGUUGCUGGCCAAGGUCACUAUCAAACGGGAUAUCUACCAGGACAAGUACGAUAUUCAGGCGCUGUACAACCCGUCGUCAACGUAGUUGGAAACGCUGCUGGACAAGGUCACUAUCAGACAGGAUAUAUACCAGGACAAGUACGAUAUUCCGGCGCUGUACAACCCGUCGUCAAUGUAGUUGGAAACGUUGCUGGACAAGGUCACUAUCAGACAGGAUACUAUGCGGGUCCAGCGCGAUAUCCAGGCCCUGUACAGCCUGUGCACCUAGUUGGGAAUCCCUCAUAUCCCUCAUACUAUUCAUACAACAUACAGGCACCAGUAUCUUUUGCCACCCAUCCAUUUCAAACAUACGGUCAUGCUGCCGUCACUCCGGUAGUGUACGGUACAGUCCAACGACCAAACGUUGUAGCAUAUGCUCCACAACCUGUUCAACCUGUAGUUACGCAAUAUCACACACCAGCUAUUCAACCGGUUCAUGUUCCAGCAGCACCUGCUGUACCUGUUCACGUUCCAGUAGCAGUCACUCCGGUUACCCCAAUAGCAUCAGUUACACCAGUUACCACAACUGUUACGAAAACAAUUACCAGAGAAGAGGAAACUGUGUCAUCCAGUACGGAACCUCCAGUUCCCGUUAUCAAAUCUCGCAGAUAUAAAGUAAGAAGACCAGCCAUUCAGAAUCAAUUUUAUGACAUUGAAGAGCGAGUUAUCAUUCGACCUGUUGGCAGUGCUCUAGUGGAGCUGGAACAACCUGCUUCCAGGACCGAAACAAAAGUUACCACGCACACCGUCCAAUCACAAUCGGAUCGAGGAAGUAGUGGUCGUGGACGCACGGUUACUACAGAAACAGCGACCGUAACGCCGAAGCCCCAAAUAAUACACACGGUGUAUCAUCAAACACCUGUUCAGCACACUCCGGCAAUAGCUCCACAUCCUGUCAUCAUUCAUGCUAGCAGUGCAGGGCACGUGGUUCCACAGGCCGUCGUUCCGCACUUUCAAGCCCCGGUUUAUGUGAACCAUGUGCAGCCUGUGUACAUUCCAGCGACUUCCGUCCCAGUUACCACCUUCAAGCCUACUUAUCACGUAACUGUACCUGUUGUCGCAACACCUGCACCAACUACCGUCUCUUCCACUACUACCAGCACUGGUUAUGAUUACGACGACUCUGUAGUUGUUGAAGCUCGCGGUGGCAGUGGCACAUUCCAUGGUAUAACAUCCACUGAGGCACCCUUCGAGCAUUCCACAUUAGAUGCCACAGCAAAAUAUCGUGACGAUGAGCUGCCCAAGCGAGGAGAUAUUGCUAUUACUUAUGCUUCAACCGAAGCAACUCACCAAAGCCUAUCAGAAGAUCAGCAAACUGCAACAGAUCUUACCGUUACAGCAAGAUCCAACCUCAAUUCUCGCUUCAAUGUUGAAAACCAAAAUCAAUCUCAAUCAAUCGUAUCACAGAGUCAAGAAUCAUCUCAAUCUCGCAAUGCAAAAAUCAACGAAAUUACUGCGACAUCUCCAAGAGUCUUAAUUUCAAAUGGACUAUCAGCCGAACAAGCUCGCAGUAACCAAGAACAAUUCAUCCGAUUACUUUCGGAAAGGGACUCUAUUGCUGAGGUAGGCUAUGGGCCCAACACCGACACGUCAAGCAGUUUGAUCAAUACAUACGUCCGAAGUCGUGUCCUAUCGGCAACACCUGCUCCGCAAGGUAGCAAGGAAACGAGCAGAACUGUCAAUAUUCGAAGAAUAAUCGUCUCAAGGCCCAUCGAGACCGAACAAGAGGUAGAAGUUCGAGAACAAACAUUUUCUCCCCAUAGCACCGCACAUCAGGUCACGUCCAGCUCAGAUCAGGUUCCCGUCUACUCGACAAUCAAACCACCAGCUUUUUCGCAUGAUGACGCCAAAUAAAAACGAUGCAUUUAUAUACCGCAAAAUGAAAUAAACGACCAUUGUUACCGAAA